AUGUUCAUAAAUGCAAUUACUUCAAAUGAAUUUAUACCAUCUGGACGUUCUGUUCAAGCGGCAAUUUAUUAUAAUUAUAAAAUUUACUUUUAUAAUAAUUCUGGGUCAAAUAAAUUUUUUACACUUGAUAUAUCAAACAUUUUUGAUAUCAAUGCCCCAAAGUUCGAUAAACUAGACGUUAAUAAACUGAACGCGAGUUCCUAUAAUAUUACGUUUGCUACUUCUGCACUAUUUAAUUCAGUAAUUUAUUCAUUUGGUAGUCAGAAUAAAGCCAUAAAUGUAUUUUCGAUGAAUUUAUCAACUAGCCCACUUUUUUGGAAAAGUGAAACUGAUUCGAGCAGAGCUAAUGCUCCUUACGGUCUAGAUGGAUUAACUUCGUUAAUUGACACCUCUACUGGAAAGCUAUAUUUAUUUAACGGUUAUGAUACUAUGUAUGUUUGGAAUAUGUACAAAAGUAGUUGGCAAUAUUUUCCAAUCAAUUCAGCAACCCAAAAAGCUUAUUACACAGCAACUUAUUUAGAAAAUUUAAAAAAAAUCAUUUACUUGGGCGGAUUCAAUGGAAAUUAUCAAAACAAUGGGGAUGAGAUUUCACCAAUGAAUCAGAUUUUGAUUUACUCUACUCUGACCAAUCAAUGGACAACUAAAACAGUUCAAAUGGGAAACUUUUUACCAAGUCGUGUUGGACAUUCAGCAUGCUUAGUAGCAAAUAAUAAGAUUCUCAUUUAUGGCGGACGUAGCAGUCCGCUCAAUCCGAUCAACUCUAGCAAUGCUUUGGCCAUUUUAGAAAUAAAUAACGAUACUGAUACAUACGCUUGGAAUAUACCAAAUAUUACAUACCUGACUGAUCAAACGAUACCUUUCUAUCAUUCGGCCACACUUAUUAGUAAUACAUAUAUGAUUGUUGCAUUCGGAAAUAUAAGUGACAAACUUUCUGUUGAGGAUCCUUCACCAAUUUCAGUUCUAAAAGUUGAUGCAGAAAAUAAUGAAUAUCAAUGGUUAACCUCAAUUGACGAACCAAUCUUAAUCCGAUUAUACAAAUAUCCUGUUUCUAUGCCUCCUCCGCUUCAAACCUUCUUACCGAUCAAAUCACAAUAUCAUGACCAAAUGAUUCAAACACCUAACAUUUAG
Messenger RNA from Ambispora leptoticha, 1128 nucleotides. The record is from the annotation of a GenBank genome assembly. NCBI's taxonomy places the organism in Eukaryota, Fungi, Glomeromycota, Glomeromycetes, Archaeosporales, Ambisporaceae.